AUGGAACCGUCAACGAGGCCCCGGGUGCUGCUAUUCGACGUUGGGGGAGUGUGUGUGGUGUCGCCCUUUCAAGCAAUCCUAAACUACGAGAUUGCAAACAAGAUCCCUCCCGGAUGGGUCAAUUUCAGCAUCUCCCGCACAUCGCCCAAUGGAAGCUGGCACAAGCUCGAACGUGGCGAGAUCAAGCUCGAUGCCGACUUUUUCAAGGGAUUCAGCCAAGACUUGCAACAAGCCUCGCUCUGGGAAGAGUUUCAUGGGCGGCUGCGAUCAAAAAAGAAUGGCACAGCAUCAGAUAUUACUCUCCCGGCCUCCUUGCCCCAGCUCGACGCAGAGUACUUGUUCUGGGAGAUGAUGCGCAUCUCGCGCGACCCGGAUCCGUUCAUGUUCCCAGCACUAAGAAAAUUGAAAGCAUCGGGCCAAUUCCUGAUGGGAGCUUUGUCAAAUACAGUUAUAUUUCCGUCUGAUCACCCCUACGCAGCUGAUACUAUCGGGCUGCGAGACCAGUUCCAUUUCUUCGUCUCUUCCGCGCAUACUGGCCUUCGGAAGCCGGAUCCCAGGAUAUACGCUCAUGCGCUUGAGAAGAUGAACGAGUUAUCAGCUUCCAGGGGCGAGGCCAAAAUUAGGCCGUCGGACGUCUUGUUUCUCGACGACAUUGGCGAGAACUUGAAGGCUGCCAAGCGGGCGGGCUUUGGGACGCUGAAAGUCGUCCUUGGCCAGACGCAGGACGCAGUCAAAGAAUUGGAAAAUGCUACGGGAUUGCGACUCCUGGACGAUGGAGUGGCGCCUAAAUUAUAG
This is a messenger RNA of Talaromyces rugulosus, 795 nucleotides long. RefSeq lists its product as uncharacterized. The record is from RefSeq and is a predicted model, not a curated record. The transcript has 2 exons. NCBI's taxonomy places the organism in Eukaryota, Fungi, Ascomycota, Eurotiomycetes, Eurotiales, Trichocomaceae. The coding region runs from base 1 to 795 and encodes 264 amino acids.